AAAAAAAAGAAAAAAAGAAUCCAACACAACACAAUAGCCUCAAAGACCAACAACGUUUGCACUUUCUCCCACACUGUCUUUUCACUGUUCAUUCUCUGUCUCUUUCCUUCUCUUUUUUCCCACAUCAUCCCCCUCUUCUCUUACGUUUGUAGAAAGUAAGAAAUCAAGAAAGCUAGUGUUUUAUGACUGCCAAAGUAUAGCAGGCAGGAUGGACUGGGACAACAAUCAAGAAAAUCACCAGGACAGUCAUCAAAAUCAAAGAGAGUGUAGAAAUGGGAUUAACGGGACUAAUGUGAAUGUGAAUGGUAAUGGUGGAACUAAUAUGUUGUAUGUGAAAGUUAUGACAGAUGAACAACUGGAAACUUUAAGGAAGCAAAUUGCUGUUUAUGCUGCUAUUUGUGAACAGCUUGUUGAGAUGCAUAAAACCCUCUCUGCCCAGCAAGAUCUUGCAGGAGGCAGGCUGGGGAAUCUAUACUGUGACCCAUUGAUGGCAUCUGGGGGUCACAAAAUUACUGCCAGACAGCGGUGGACUCCAACACCUGUGCAGCUUCAAAUUCUUGAGCGGAUCUUUGAUCAAGGAAAUGGAACUCCAAGCAAGCAAAAGAUUAAGGAGAUAACAUCUGAACUCAGUCAGCAUGGACAAAUUUCUGAGACAAACGUCUAUAAUUGGUUCCAAAAUAGGCGUGCUCGAUCAAAAAGAAAGCAGUUAGUUGCAUCAUCCAACAAUGCUGAAUCAGAAGUGGAGACAGAAGUUGAUUCAUUAAAUGAAAAGAAGAAACCAGAAAUAUUUCACGCCCAACAGAAUCCUCCUAGGGCUGAAGAUCUGUGCUUCCAAAGCCCUGAGAUAAGCUCUGAACUUCAUUUCUUGGGGGAUGACCACCUGACAGGAAAGAUGGGAGUGCCAGGGAACUAUAAUCUUUACGAUCAAGCAGAGGACUAUGGCAUGGCAGGCUGACACUCAUUUUGUCUCCAGAUACUAAUUUGUUUGACCAAGUUAGAUCUUGACUAGAAUCCAUGGCUUUCCAAGUGUGAGGUUGUUGGCGUGAUAGCAAUGAGAACGUGACCUUCGCUCUAAUCAUGGGGUUAUUCUUCACCCAUAAAAGAUGCCCUAUAGUUAUAUGGUGCCUGUCAGUUGGAAGAUGGAUGAACCUGUACUGUCUCGUAAUUUCUCUUUGGUUUGUGUUCAAUAGAUUUACCUUCAGGAUCUUUUGUAUGUGUUCAUAGAGUAUACAAAUUUGCGGGGAGUAAAACCAAUGGUAUGUUAAGGGUGUGAGGCUUUUGCUGGACAUGAACUCGUGUAGCUGUCUUUUUUCUGAAUUCAUGAAGUAAAAUUGUCUUUAACUUUUGAUA
This is a messenger RNA of Populus trichocarpa (black cottonwood), 1350 nucleotides long. RefSeq names its product WUSCHEL-related homeobox 13. Gene Ontology annotation, molecular function: DNA binding; DNA-binding transcription factor activity. Bases 209 to 955 code for a protein of 248 amino acids. The record is from RefSeq and is a predicted model, not a curated record. The transcript is spliced from 3 exons. NCBI's taxonomy places the organism in Eukaryota, Viridiplantae, Streptophyta, Magnoliopsida, Malpighiales, Salicaceae.